This is a messenger RNA of Neoarthrinium moseri, 993 nucleotides long. RefSeq lists its product as uncharacterized. The transcript is spliced from 6 exons. Bases 1 to 993 code for a protein of 330 amino acids. NCBI's taxonomy places the organism in Eukaryota, Fungi, Ascomycota, Sordariomycetes, Amphisphaeriales, Apiosporaceae. The record is from RefSeq and is a predicted model, not a curated record. Gene Ontology annotation, cellular component: ribonucleoprotein complex; cytoplasm; nucleus. Gene Ontology annotation, molecular function: mRNA binding.
AUGACUGAGGUAUCGGCAACCCGACUCUACCUGGGCAACCUGCCCAAGGGAAUCACCAAGGCCGAUGUCGAGGCUCAUUUCGCCACCCAUGGCACCGGCGAGAUCACCGAGAUCAAGCUCAUGAACGGCUUCGGCUUCAUCGAGUACAAGGAUGCCAUGGAUGCGCGCGAUGUGGUACCUGAUGGAUCCGACUUCAUGGGCGAACGCCUGACCGUCCAGUUCGCGCGCGGCUCCCGCCACCGAGAAGGUUUUGCCAACAACCACGAACGGCCCCCGCCCCGUCCGAGACGCACCCCUCACCGGAUGCAGAUCACCGGACUUCCCAAUGAUACCAGCUGGCAGGACCUCAAAGAUUUUGCACGUCAAUCCAGCCUUGACGUGGUCUACUCGGAGACCGGUCGUGACGGCAAUGGACGUGGUAGUUUUGUCGAAUUCGAAACCGCAGCUGAUCUGAGGACCGCUGUCGAGAAGCUUGACGGCCGCGAGUUCAAGGGCCAGCGUGUCACCUGUGUUGCCGAUACCCAGCCUGACCCUCCCCCGGGACGCGAGCGCUUCCGAUCGCGUUCCCCCAGAGGCCGUGGUGGCCCUUACCCUGGCCCGCCUGGUGAGGACUUCAGACGUGGCCCCCCUAGAGGCUACAGUCCUGGAAGAGGCGGCCGUGAGGAUUUCCGCGGUGGCUACCGUGAGCGCAGCCCUCGCGGCCGGGACCCCUAUUAUGAGGACCGUGGCUAUGGUCGUUCACCUCCUCGUGGUAGAGGCCCCCCUAUGGAUGACUACCCUCCACCUAGAGGUGGAAGAUACGAUGACCCGUACCGCCGCGAUUACGGCCCUCCUGAUCCGUAUGUGAACGGCGGCGGCCGGCCUCCGUAUGACCGACCAGCCUACGACCGCCCGCCCCGCGACUUUCCACCUCGUGACGGUGGCUAUGGACCACGGGAUGGAGGCUACCCUCGCGACGAUUAUCGCCGAGGCGGCGCUGCCGGAGGCUACUGA